CUGUGUUACUGAUAGCAACAGUUUUCUUGUCACACAGCAGCACCAGGCUGAGAUUUCACUCCCUCUCUCUUGAGGCAAAAAGAUGAACGCCAUAAUGGACGCCAUGCAGGGCUUUGGGGUGAGCACCACCCACUACCUGCAGACCAACUACCAGGACGCUCAGGGUUGGUUUCUCUGGGUCUCCUGGGCGGCGGACCUCAGGAACACCUUCUUCAUCUUCUUCCCGCUUUGGAUUCACCUGCGUUCUUCGGUGGGCAUCAAGCUCAUCUGGGUGGCCGUGAUCGGAGACUGGCUCAACUUGGUGUUCAAAUGGAUUCUGUUUGGCGAGAGGCCGUACUGGUGGGUCCACGAGACGGCUCAUUAUGCAAACACACUUCGUCCUCACAUCGAGCAGUACCCCAUGACCUGUGAGACCGGGCCAGGCAGCCCCUCUGGCCACGCGAUGGGAGCCGCUGGCGUCUACUACACCCUGGUGACCUCCAUCCUCGCCAUCAUGACCAGCAAGAAGAAGUAUGGAGGCAAGAAAUCCACCAACAAGGAAUGGUAUCUGAAGGCUGUGUUGUGGACGCUGUUUUGGGGAGUCCAGGUGUGCGUCUGUCUCUCCAGGGUCUUCAUCGCCGCCCACUUCCCCCACCAGGUCAUUUGUGGCGUCAUCUCAGGUAUGAUCGUGGCGGAAGCCUUCAACAGAAUUCAGUGGAUCUACAACGCCAGCAUGAAGAAAUACUUCUACACGACUCUCUUCUUGACUUCCUUCGCCGUCGGCUUCUACCUCAUCCUGAAAGCUGUGGGUGUGGACCUGCUGUGGACUCUGGAGAAAGCCCAGAAGUGGUGCGUGAAGCCCGAGUGGGUCCACCUGGACUCCACGCCAUUCGCCAGCCUCCUGCGUAACAUGGGCACCCUGUUCGGCCUGGGUCUGGGCCUGCACUCGCCGCUGUACACCGAGACCAAGAAGAGCAGCAGCAAGCUGGUGAAAGCGGCGUGCGUCGUCAGCUCUCUGGUCCUGCUGCACCUGUUUGACUCCUUCAAGCCUCCCACGCACACCGCCGCCCUCUUCUACCUGCUGUCCUUCUGCAAGAGCGCCACUGUGCCUCUGGUCACCGUCAGCAUCAUCCCGUACUGCGUGAACGGAGCUCUGAGUCUGCAGAACAAGAAGGGACUGUGAGCAGUAAAUUCAGAUUAUACAGACUAAUGACAAGGAAUCUCUUCCUGAUCAAAAAACAACAAGUUUCCUCUGGUGCUUCAUAAGUCCAACUGAUCCUCAGGAAGAUCAACGGGACAUUGUGACUGGUGUGAUUUGGACGCUGACCUCUAUGAACAACAUUUGACACUAAGUGAAAGCACUAUCCAGGAUGCCCAGCGGCACUUACAAAGACCACUUCUGAAUUCAGCAAAAUGUGAUAAGCUGCAGCUGCUGCUGUGUUAAACCUCAUAUGCUAUUUCAACUGUAUUAGUAAUGUAUUUUAAAUGUUAUAGAAAGUAUUUUUUGAAACUGUUUGGAAUAUUUUUUAAUAAAAAAAAUCUUGAAAAUGUA
Molecule: messenger RNA, 1531 nt
Organism: Sebastes umbrosus (honeycomb rockfish)
Lineage: Eukaryota; Metazoa; Chordata; Actinopteri; Perciformes; Sebastidae
Gene: g6pca.2
Product: glucose-6-phosphatase a, catalytic subunit, tandem duplicate 2
Exons: 5
Coding region: 83-1162 (359 amino acids)
Biological process (GO): glucose 6-phosphate metabolic process; gluconeogenesis
Cellular component (GO): membrane
Molecular function (GO): glucose-6-phosphatase activity
Source: RefSeq, a predicted model, not a curated record